Molecule: messenger RNA, 3495 nt
Organism: Haliotis rufescens (red abalone)
Lineage: Eukaryota; Metazoa; Mollusca; Gastropoda; Lepetellida; Haliotidae
Product: cubilin-like
Exons: 23
Coding region: 305-3091 (928 amino acids)
Source: RefSeq, a predicted model, not a curated record
UGGCAACCUCAUCAUCCGUAUGUUGUUACUUGGAAUGGCCCAAUGCUAGCAACACAGACAGCCUGAGUAAACUUAAAGAUAACGGUGAUUCAGAACAUUUAGGUCACCAUGUUCUGUACACUUGAUUGUGACAGAAGUGUGUCACACGCGCACCUAGAUACCAUUUAACCUAUGGAUAUAACGUUAUGUUAGUACACACAUGAACAGAAAAAGUAUUAGAUACACCGUAAUUUCAUGACGGUGUGGAUGCACCAUUUGGUUUUUAAGACUAUCAAAUGAUUACAGGUACACAUUCAAAGACAACAUGUUUCUCAGGAAAUACGCAAUGAUAGGACUUCUUCUCGUCACUCUGGUUUAUCUAUCAGAUGCAGGUACAUGCAAUUGGGAAAUCGACGCUACUGAGGCCGUACGAAACCUUACCAUACCAGGUCUAUUGCAGCAAAACGAAAGCUGUUGGUGGAGAGUACAUGCUGCUGAAGAAGGACAUCAUGUCGUGAUUGAGGUUAUGAACCCGUUCAAUGUCACCGGGUGCCUGACUGCAACAUUAUCAAUAUAUGAUGGAUGGAACAGCUCCGACGCACUGCUGGCGGAAAUAUGUGCGAAUGAAAGGACGUCUAUCAUCAGUAGUGGCCGGACAUUGUAUCUGUACUUGGACAAGGGUUAUACAGUGACAAGGAUCCUGAUACAGGUGUAUGCAGUACCACAAUGCGGUGGACAACUUAAGGCGAUGCAUGCACCAACCAAUCUGACGUCCCCAGGAUACCCUCAACAUUAUUCCAGGAACUUCAAAUGUUCAUGGACCAUCACUACGGAACAUGAAGAUGAAACAGUGAUACUACAGAUGAUGGACGUGGACAUAGAGCAGAGUGAAGGAUGUGAGAACGCAUCAAUUACAAUGUACAACUCGAACUCGUCCGAUGAAAGCCUUCUUCUUGGACGCCUCUGUGGAAGAGAGCCUUAUGGACGUUUUCUUCAGAGUUCUAAGAACACACUAAAAAUUGAAUUCAUCACAAAAGUCUUUGGUUCUGGAAUGUACAAAGGCUUCAAGCUACAGUAUCACUCCGUGUCAGAAACAAACUGCAACUUCACCAACGUAAUCCAGGGGAGUAUGCCUUCGUAUAUAUACUCACCAGGAUAUCCGAGUACGUAUUACAAUGAUCUCGACUGUGUUUGGAAAAUAGUUACGAUUUCAAGGGAUGCUGUUCUCGAGGUUGUUGACUCUGAACUUGAAGGCUCACCUCCUUCUUGCAGUAAAGAUUCAGUAACGGUGUAUGAAGGAAUGGAUCCGGCAAUGAAUCAAGUUGGAAAGUUUUGUGGCUCGUUAACACCAAACUUCACGACUUAUUUGCUUACGACAGUAAAGUUUAAAACGAACACCGCUGUUGUCAAGAAAGGGUUCAGGAUGAAGUAUUAUGCAAUAAAACAUUAUAUCCCAACCACACCUGCACCAGACUGUGGUCCGCAGAACCUGACAGCUGUUCGAUCAGAUCAACACCUUGUAUCGCCAGGAUACCCAGUGGCAUCUCCAAGUAAUCUAGAUUGCCAGUGGACGAUAACAUCAUCCUCUCUUGACAUGAUGGUUCGCAUAGAGAUCCUCGACUCUGAAUUACAAAACAACUGGUCCUGCGAUUAUGGCGACAAGGUCUAUGUGUAUGAUGGUCCUGACAACACAGCAACUGUUAUACAGAUUUGGUGUGGACAUAUGAAACCAGUGGUUCAGAGUUCUGAUACAAGCCUCACGCUCAGGUUUGUCACAGGUGUCGGACAUGGCAAGGGAUUUAAGCUGAAAUAUACAGAAACACGAGAGUCUUUGCCAUGUGGCGGUCAAGUCAGCGUUACAAACUCUAGUGGCCAGUAUCUGUACUCUCCUGGAUACCCUGCUAAUUACCGUAGGAACAUGAAAUGCGUAUGGGUUUUGAGGAGCCAACAGGACACCAGCAUCAAGAUACAUGUACAAGAAUCUUCCGUCGGUGACGGAGAUAACUGCGCUGACAGUUAUGUGAGUGUCAGUGAUGGUGCCAACGAUUCUUCCAAACGAAUUGGCGUCUUUUGCGGCAAAAAACAACCAACGUUCAUCAGCUCUGGACAUGUUAUGUCGAUAACUCUCAAUACUGGAGCAGGAUCUGUCAAGAAGGGUUUCGUAAUCAAAUAUACCUCAGGGUCAUUUCACAAUCCUUAUGAUUGUGGUGGACGCUUACUGUUAAAUUCCUCCUUUUACCGUUUACGCCCGCCGGGAUACUACACAAACUAUUAUUUUGAUAUGAAGUGUGUUUGGGUGAUAGAAUCAAACCACCAAAACAUUAGGUUUUCCAUUGAUUCGACGGGGCUCAUGCUUUCGCCUUCGUGUAAAGAAGAGUAUAUCACAAUCAAUGACGGGACAUUGUCACAGCCGAGUUUAAUCGGGAGGUUUUGCGGAUAUGAACGGUUGCUGCAAUAUUACGUUACCUCCGGAAAAGUCAUGGUGGUCACAUUCCAAAGCCGGGAGCCAAAUAAUGUCCAAUUGCAAAGCGGUUUCGACAUAUCUUUGUAUGGCGGUGAUUUUGAGAUCUGUAAAUUACAGGAACAGAAGGCCUGGGACUCUCUAAGUUACAUAACAUCUCCCAACUUUCCAUUUAACUACCCAAGAAAUGCCCACUGCUCAUGGAGAAUAGACACUGUUGACGAUUCAAAUGACGUUGUCAUGUUAACGGUGAUAUCGUUUAAUAUAACAAAGACGUCAUCGUCCUGCGAUUCAAAUUACCUAGAAGCAUUUGAUGGCUAUGAUGCUGGCAGUCCGUCUUUAAGGCGAUGGUGUGGUACGGCUCAUGAUAACCCAGUCAUAUACAGCACAGGGAGAUACCUCUUCAUAAAGUUUGAUACCAGUAAUGACACACCUAAUACAGGUUUCAACAUCUCCAUCCAUCGAUCGUGGCGAUCCUCUGUUUCAGAAUCCCGGAACCACCUUAUCAUAGGACUCGCUGUUGGUGUUCCUGCUGGUGUGUUUUUGGUCGUUGCUGUCAGUUACUACGCUGUCAGGAAGGCUGCAUGUUUUAACAGUGGCACAAUAUCCCACAGAACAAACCUUCGCCCUGUCUCUUACAAACACAGUUGAACAAACAAGAAUAAAUAACCAAUGAAUGGAUAAGGAUGAGGACAUAGAGCCAACAAUAUACCCGGAAUAAAGAACUAGAGGCAAAGAAGCUUGAACAAAGAAUGUAUCGUGCGGAUCUAAUUGAAGAGAGUUCAGUGAUGUCAUGUUGCUAUGAUCAGCUCUAAAAGAUACUUCAAGUGGAAUAAAUAGUAAACACACUUACUGUGGUAUUUUGUAUAGUGUUCCUCACGACUGGGUAGCAUAACAAGUCAUAAAUGCUUUCUGGAUUGAAGAGCCCCGAUAUUAUUUAAAUAUUGCUUAGACCAGCAAGUGUAUCUUGGUAUGUACUCCGAAUCAUGAGGACGUCCACGAUUGUUCACGAUUAUGUAAUAAUUUGAGUGAGUGAGGUUGCUUAAACGCCACUU